GCCAGGCCAUGGGGGUGCAUACUCAUAUAUUGUAUUGUUUCCUUUCCGGCGCGCGCACGGUCUAUUUAUUCAUUGUCCUAUGUGUUGCAUGCUCCGUAGAUGCAUCCACGCGCGCGCGCACACUUCAAGGUUUUUUUCUUUCUUGUCCUUCUCAUGACUGGCCCGAACGGGGAAACGGGCAUGGGGACGAGAGUCCUAGAGCAGGACGAGGCGACACGGCAAUUUCUCCCCGGAGCCCGAGGAGGGAAUAGCUCUUCUUCCCCAUCCUACCCUCGGAAUCGGACGGAGUUUUCCCCUCUCUCUCUCUCUCUCUCUCUCUCUCUCUCUCUCUCUCUCUCUCUCUCUCUCUCUCUCUCUCUCUUCUUCCUUUGUGUCUAUCCUAUCACUCCCGGUGUAUCCGUGCCGCUUUCUUCGCUGUCGUUGACGGGCCUGGUGGCUGCUUGAUGUCUGAGGAUCCCCGAAUCUUGACAGCGGAUCUUUUACUCGGUUAGGAAUAGGUGAGGGGGGAUGCGAUGGGACGGGAUGUCUCUGGACGGAGCGGUGGAGGAAAGCCGCGGCGUCUAUCUAUGCUCGACGGG
Messenger RNA from Durotheca rogersii, 578 nucleotides. RefSeq lists its product as uncharacterized. The transcript has a single exon. Bases 100 to 444 code for a protein of 114 amino acids. Lineage: Eukaryota; Fungi; Ascomycota; Sordariomycetes; Xylariales; Xylariaceae. The record is from RefSeq and is a predicted model, not a curated record.